Messenger RNA from Olea europaea var. sylvestris, 1012 nucleotides. Its product is annotated as PTI1-like tyrosine-protein kinase At3g15890. The coding region runs from base 1 to 921 and encodes 306 amino acids. NCBI's taxonomy places the organism in Eukaryota, Viridiplantae, Streptophyta, Magnoliopsida, Lamiales, Oleaceae. The record is from RefSeq and is a predicted model, not a curated record. The transcript is spliced from 3 exons. Gene Ontology annotation, cellular component: plasma membrane. Gene Ontology annotation, molecular function: protein kinase activity; ATP binding. Gene Ontology annotation, biological process: protein phosphorylation.
AUGACAAUUGCAGUGAAAAGGUUAAAGGCGAUGACUGCAAAAGCGGAAAUGGAAUUUGCAGUGGAAGUAGAGGUUCUGGGUAGGGUGAGACACAAGAAUUUAUUAGGUCUGAGAGGAUUUUAUGCAGGAGGAGAUGAAAGGCUUAUAGUUUAUGAUUAUAUGCCAAAUCAUAGCUUAAUCACUCAUUUACAUGGAAAACUUGCUGCUGAUUGCUUAUUGGAUUGGUCAAGAAGAAUCAAUAUAGCCAUUGGAGCAGCAGAAGGAAUCGCUUACUUGCACCAUGAAGCAAAUCCUCACAUAAUACACAGAGACAUAAAGGCCAGCAAUGUCCUUUUAGAUUCAGAAUUCCAGCCCAAGGUAGCUGAUUUUGGGUUCGCAAAACUUUUACCAGAAGGAGUAACUCAUUUGACGACAAGAGUUAAAGGAACCCUAGGGUAUUUAGCACCAGAAUAUGCAAUGUGGGGUAAAGUUUCAGAAAGUUGUGAUGUUUAUAGCUUUGGAAUCCUUCUUCUAGAGAUAAUCAGUGCCCGAAAACCACUCGAAAAACUCCCUGGUGGUGUUAAACGGGAUAUAGUCCAAUGGGCUACUCCAUAUGUGCAGAAGGGCGCCUUUGAUCACAUUGCAGACCCUAGGUUAAAAGGCAGUUUUGAUAGAGAACAGCUGAAAGAAGUGAUUAUGAUUGCUAUGAAAUGUACCGAUAGUAAUCCGGAGAACAGGCCGAGCAUGUUAGAGCUCGUGGAUUGGUUGAAGGGUACCGGCCUGCCAGCUGGCAGCAGGAAGAAGGAAAUCGGAAUAGUGAAAAGUGCAGUCGAUGGAUAUGAUGACGAAGAUGAAGAUGAAGCAUAUGAUGAUGAGGAUGAUGAAACGGAUUUUGAAGAAUUGGGAACGGAAAAAUUCUCAACAAGAACAAAGAGGAUUUAGAUUGAGUUUUCUUGAAAUUGAAUUGUAUUUGCACUUGUGGGAGUUAUAGCUAGGGUUCUUGUAAGUUGUAAAGUUCAUAUUCUACUAUGGA